Messenger RNA from Gadus macrocephalus (Pacific cod), 6249 nucleotides. RefSeq names its product CF transmembrane conductance regulator (gene cftr). Lineage: Eukaryota; Metazoa; Chordata; Actinopteri; Gadiformes; Gadidae. Gene Ontology annotation, biological process: chloride transmembrane transport; bicarbonate transport. Gene Ontology annotation, cellular component: apical plasma membrane; plasma membrane; cytosol. The transcript is spliced from 27 exons. Gene Ontology annotation, molecular function: ATP hydrolysis activity; ABC-type transporter activity; chloride channel activity. Bases 428 to 4975 code for a protein of 1515 amino acids. The record is from RefSeq and is a predicted model, not a curated record.
CUCCCUGCGAAGUUCUGGCUAGCCCAUAAAGGAUUGUCUCGCGGGCCACUGAGCUGCUCUCACUGUCUGUCGCGCCGAAGGUGAGGACAGACAACACACACAACUGGAUGAAAAGAUAUCGCAUAGAAAAUACAGAAAAUACAUCACAGCCAAAGCAACGCAAGCGGCAAAGAUAGUAGUAAAAAAAGAAAAAAAAGUAUUCAAGGCUAGCGGAUGAGGUGUGGACCGAGGAUCAACAUCGCCUGGUUGGCGGGCAGAUAGUAUCUUAACAGCGCUGAUUUCACUGUUAACAUCACUCUCUGACCGAAGGCUCGCGGAAGGGGAGAAACACAACAUUUACGCUCUCACUGUAAAGGAGUGCGCGAGGACCACCAAAUGUGAGCGACACGUACAGGUGCAGUGAAAUCAAACUGGAGGCGCGUUUAGGAUGCAGAAGUCACCUGUGGAAGAUGCUAACUUUCUCUCCAAAUUCUUCUUCUGUUGGACAUCUCCACUCCUGAGGAAAGGCUUCCGGAAGAAGCUCGAGCUGACGGACGUCUUCAAGGCACCGUCCUAUGAUCUCGCGGAUAAUCUAUCUGAGCGACUUGAAAGAGAAUGGGACCGAGAGGUGGCGACGGCCAAGAGCAAGCCCAGGAUGAUGCGGGCAUUGGCGCGAUGCUUCAUCGGCCCCUUCAUCUUCUACGGCAUCCUCCUCUACCUCGGGGAGGCUUCCAAGACGGUGCAGCCGCAGCUCCUGGGCCGAAUCAUCGCCUCCUUUGACCCCUUCCACGCCCCGGAGCGCUCCCAGGGGUACUUCCUGGCGCUGGGCCUCUGCCUGCUCUUCACGGCGCGCUUCCUCCUGCUGCAGCCCGCCAUCUUCGGCCUGCACCACCUGGGCAUGCAGAUCCGCAUCGCCCUCUUCAGCCUCAUAUAUAAGAAGACUCUGAAGCUGUCCAGUCGCGUCCUGGAUAAGAUCAGCACAGGCCAGCUGGUUAGUCUGAUGUCAGCUCAUCUCAACAAGCUGGACGAGAGCCUCGGCCUGGCCCACUUCGUGUGGAUCACCCCGCUGCAGUGCAUCCUGUGCGUGGGUCUGAUCUGGGAGCUCAUCGAGGUGAAUGGAUUCUGUGCCCUGGCAGCCCUCACCUUGCUGGGCAUCGUCCAGGCCUGGCUCUCCCAGAAGAUGGGCCCGCACAGGGCGAAGCGGGCGGGGUUGAUCAGCCGCAGACUCGCUCUGACGUCGGAGAUCAUUGAGAACAUCCACUCUGUGAAGGCCUACGGCUGGGAGGACGUCAUGGAGAGCAUCAUCAAGAACAUCAGACAGGAGGAGAUGACCCUGACCAGGAAGAUCGGCUCGCUGCGCUACUUCUACAGCGCCUCCUACUUCUUCUCCGCCAUCCUGGUCAUCGUGUCGGCCAUCGUUCCGCACGCGCUCAGCAACGGCAUCAUUCUGAGGCGCAUCUUCACCGUGGCGUCCUACUGCAUGGUGCUGCGCAUGACGCUCACGCGCCAGCUGCCCGGCUCCAUCCAGAUGUGGUACGACACCCUGGCCCUGGUCGCCAAGAUCGAGGACUUCCUGCUAAAGGAGGAACACCGGGCACUGGAGUACAACCUGACCACCACAGAGCUGGAGCUCGACAACGUCUCUGCAUCCUGGGACGAGGGCAUCGGGGAACUGUUUGAGAAGAUCAAGCAGGAGAACAAGGCCAGCGGGCCCCCCAACGGGGACGCGGGUCUCUUCUUCACCAACCUGUACGUCACGCCGGUGCUGAAGAACAUCAGCCUGUACCUGGAGAAGGGCCAGAUGCUGGCGGUGGCCGGCUCUACUGGAUCAGGGAAGAGCUCUCUGCUCAUGAUGAUCCUGGGAGAGCUGGUUCCGUCGGAAGGGAAGAUCCGACACAGCGGGCGGAUCUCCUUCUGCCCCCAGACAUCCUGGAUCAUGCCCGGAACCAUCCGUGACAACAUCUUGUUUGGCCUGACCUAUGACGAGCUCCGAUACACCUCCAUCAUCAAGGCCUGUCAGCUGGAGGAGGACUUUGCGCUGCUCCCUGAGAAGGACAAGUCCCCGGUGGUGGAGGGCGGUGUCACACUUAGCGGGGGCCAAAGGGCCCGCAUCGGCCUGGCCAGAGCCCUGUAUAAAGACGCAGACCUUUACCUCCUUGACUCUCCUUUCACCCACCUGGACAUCGUGACGGAGAAAGAGAUCUUUGAAAAGUGCCUGUGCAGACUGAUGGCCUCCAAGACCCGGGUGGUGGUCACCAGCAAGCUGGAGCACCUCAAGCGCGCCGACAAGAUCCUCCUGCUCCACAACGGCGUGUGCUACUUCUACGGCACCUUCUCGGAGCUGCAGGCCCAGCGGCCCGACUUCAGCUCCCUGCUGCUCGGCCUGCAGGCCUACGACAAGAUGACGGCCGAGCGGCGCAGCUCCGUCCUGACGGAGACGCUGCGCCGCGUGUCCGUGGACGAGACGGCCACCUUCCGCUCGCCCGACCCGCUGCGCCAGGCCUCCUUCCGCCAGCCCGGCCCCCCCCCGGCCGUGAUCGGCGACGCCCACCACCCGGAGAAGCGCAAGCAGUCGCUCAUCCUCAACCCCCUGGCGGCCGCGCGCAAGUUCUCCUUCAUCGGGGGCUCACAGGGGCCGCCCGCCCCCCCGCAGGAGGACUCGCAGCACCAGCUCUCGGAGCGGAGGUUCUCGGUGGUGCCGGAGGACGACCAGGUGGAGGAGGGGCUCCCCAGGGGCAACAUGUACCACAGCGGCCUGGAGCACCUGCACGGCCAGCGGCGCCAGUCGGUGCUCGCCUUCAUCACCAGCGGCGGCGGCGGCGGCGGCGGGGGCGGCGGCGGCGGGGGCGGCGGCGGGGGACAGAACCAGCACCAGCGGCGCCACGCGCAGAUGCAGUCCUCCUUCCGGCAGAAGCUGUCCGUCACGCCGGCGUGCCAGCUGGCGUCGGAGCUGGACAUCUACGCCCGCCGCCUGUCCCUGGACAGCGUGUUCGACAUCAGCGAGGACGUGGACGAAGAGGACAUGGAGCAAUGUUUUGAGGAUGAGCACGAAAACAUUUUUGAAACGACCUCAUGGAACACCUAUCUACGCUACAUCACCACCAACAGGAACCUGGUCUAUGUCUUAAUAUUCAUAGCUGUUGUCUUCAUUAUUGAGGUUGCAGGAUCAGUCAUAGGCAUAUUUCUCAUCACUAAAGAGAUCUGGAGGAGCGAGGCCAACCCCAACUCCCCCAGCUACAUCGCGGAGCACGCCAACAUGACCGUCUCCAAGCCCACCCACCUGGCGGUCAUCGUCACGCCCACCAGCGCCUACUACAUCAUCUACAUCUACGUGGCCACGUCGGAGAGCGUGCUGGCCCUGGGCUUCUUCAGGGGCCUCCCCCUGGUGCACACGCUGCUCACCGUCUCCAAGAGGCUCCACGAGAAGAUGCUCAGCGCUGUGCUGCGAGCCAACAUCGCCACGCUCAACACCAUGAAGACCGGUCGGAUCAUGAACAGAUUCACCAAGGACAUGGCCACUAUAGACGACAUGCUGCCUCUGGUUCUCUUUGACCUCAUACAGUUGAGCAUAAUCGUGUUGGGAGCUAUAUUCACCGUGUCCAUCAUAAGGCCCUACAUCUUCAUCGCAGUCAUCCCUUUGGGCGCCAUCUUCGUCUUCCUCCGGAAGUACUUCUUACGAACUGGACAGCAACUCAAACUGCUUGAGGCCGAAGCACGGAGCCCCAUCUUCUCCCACCUCAUCAUCUCUCUGAAGGGCCUGUGGACCAUCCGUGCGUUCGGGCGGCAGGCGUACUUCGAGACCCUGUUCCACAAGGCCCUGAACACGCACACCGCCGCCUGGUUCCACUACCUGGCCACGCUGCGCUGGUUCCUCUUCCGCUGCGACGCCAUCUUUGUCUUCUUCUUCACCGCCGCCGCCUUCAUCGCCGUGGGAACCAACCAGGAUAAGCCAGGGGACAUUGGCAUCAUCGUGGCUCUGGCCAUGCUCAUCCUGGGGACCUUCCAGUGGGCGGUCAUCACCAGCAUCACCGUGGACGGUCUGAUGCGGUCCGUGGACCGGGUGUUCAAGUUCAUCGACCUGCCGUCGGAGGACAGCCACCAGGGCCGAGGGGGGCAGGACCUGGUCAUCGACAACCCCCACGCGGACGGCCUCUGGCCCAGCCGCGGGCACAUGGAGGUGCAGGGGCUGACGGCCAAGUACACGGAGACCGGGCGCGCCGUGCUCAGCAACGUGUCCUUCAGCGUGGACGGGGGGCAGAGUGUGGGUCUCCUGGGUAGGACCGGCUCUGGGAAGAGCACGCUGCUGUCCGCUCUGCUGCGGCUGGCGUCCACCGACGGGGAGAUCUCUGUGGACGGGGUCUCCUGGAGCUCCGUGUCCCUGCACACCUGGAGGAAGGCCUUCGGGGUGGUGCCGCAGAAAGUCUUCAUCCUGACCGGAACGUUCCGAAUGAACCUGGACCCCCACGGGCGCUACAGCGAUGAGGAGCUGUGGAAGGUGGCAGAGGAGGUGGGUCUUAAGUCUGUGAUCGAGCAGUUCCCAGACCGGCUGGACUUCCAGCUGGCGGACGGGGGCAGUGUCCUGAGCAACGGCCACAAGCAGCUCAUGUGUCUGGCCCGCUCCGUCCUGAGCCGCGCCCGCAUCCUGCUGCUGGACGAGCCCUCCGCCUACCUGGACCCCAUAACCCUGCAGGUCCUGAGGAAGAUCCUGAAGCAGUCCUUCUCCAGCUGUACUGUCAUCAUGUCAGAACACCGAGUGGAGCCCCUGUUGGAGUGCCAGUCCUUCCUGAUGAUGGAGGGCACCUCUCUGAAGCGCUACGAGUCCAUCCAGAAGCUGCUGAACGAGACCAGCCACCUGAAGCAGGCCAUGAGCCCGGCCGACCUGCGCCUCUUCCCCGCCCUGCAGCGGCUCAACUCCAAGCGAGUGGCUCCCCAGGGGGCCAAGAUCAGUGCCCUGCAGGAGGAGGCCGAGGACGACGUCCAGGACACCCGGCUCUGAGACACCGCGCACGCUCACGCUCACGCUCACGCACACACACACACACACACACACACACACACACAGAGGCGUAGGCGCAAAUAGCGUGUUUCACAUUUUCAUGUACGAUUUGUGGAUCAACAGUUUGGAAUGACAGAGCUACAAACAGACGGUAACGCCGUGCACGGGCCUGUGAGUCUUAGACGCGUCUCUAAAGUGUAAUUCCGGCGAGAAUUGAACCCAGGGUCUUUUCGGCAUGACCCAUUAAAUAAGCCCUCCAGAUAAUCGAUUAUAGAGCUUGCCCAAAGUUGCCCGGAGCAAUUUAACAGCCCAAAUGGCUUCCAUGUUAUUGGCUUGGGGCACCGCGAACGCUUCCAUGUUAUUGGCUUGGGGCACCGCGAACGCUUCCAAAUCUGCAUUUUUUUUACCAAUAAUAUUUCUCUAAAUUGCGCUUAGCAUGACUAGGGUCCCUACACAUAAAACGAAGCAUCCGCAACCUCGUUAGCGUACCGGGAGUUUAUUAAAAAAGACUAGUUUUCCAAGUCUGUGCCUUACCAGUCGGUCCAUGUUUCCAGGAAGUCUACACAGAUCGAUUACCAGCUACCGUAGAUAACAUAAUAGAUGCGCCAACAAAUUUUAGACAUUUGGGAUGUUAUAUUGCUCCGGGCAACUUUGGGCAAGCUCUGACCUCGAUUAUCAACGAGUGUGUCUGGAGGGCUUAUGUUAUCGGUCUUCAUGCUGAAAAAGACCCUGGGUGAAAUUUUUCAAGUACAGGGGGCUUUGUGAAAACUUUAGGAAAUAGCUUUGCAGCUUAAUGCAAUGCCAUUGCACAGUGUGUGUUUGUGUGGGUCUCAGUGUUUGUAUCUAUCGAAGCCUUCCAUCCCAUAAUGCACUCUGCAGAAAAUAUCUGGUUGUGCACCUCUCCCCUACUCAGUGUGAUGUGAACUUUAGACAUUUUGAAGGGUUUCUACGCAAAUGAAUGGGGUUUAAUCUAUUUUUAUAUUAGCUGGUGUUUAUACUGUUAUUUCUGAAAAACCCGAAUCGUGUGUGAACCAGAGCUGCCUUACCAUAUCAGAUUGGACUAUAGUGGGACAGAUUCUGAUCAAUAUAUCGUUUUACUGCAGCAUUACCUUUCCCUUCAUGAGGUUACAUCGUCUUCCAGCCGAUAGGGGGAAUAAUACAUAUUGUGGUACACUCUUAAAGGGGACAUUAUACCACCAGGUGUGAGUGGGAUUAGCCUUUACAAGCCGUUUUGAAAAUGUGCAGCUUCUGACAUCACAGGUGGGUGUGUCCAC